AGAUUUCUGUCGCAGUCAAGAUAGGUUGACAGUCAUGAUACUAUUUGCUUUAUGUUGUUUAUUCUACCAAAAGUUUCCUACUGAUCACACAGGAUAACGAGAAUGUUUUGUGAGAGGACUGUGUUGGUUUUUCUGUUGCUCAUGUGCUCUAGUUCGGUGCGAGCUGCUGGUGAAUCUUCCUUCAACGCGUACGUUGGAACGACAGUGGCUUUACCUUGUACCGUCGACACGAAACAGUGCGGUGCGUUGCACAGCGUCAAGUGGUACAGGGACAUGUCCAGGAUUUAUGUGUUCAGUCAUGCGGGGGGCAUAGCUAGAGCCGAAGGAGACGCAACAGACAGAAUGACCGUGGAGUACACUGAGAACAGCAUGGAGGCACGACUCAAGAUCUCCUCUGUUGAAGUCGACGAUGAAGCGACUUACAAGUGUGAGAUAACCUAUUUGGAAGUUCGAGAAAACUGCGAUGUGGUUCAGAUAGUGAAAUUGACAACAUUAGUGAAACCGACAUCUGUAACCAUAAAAGACAACCACGGAAUGCAACUGGUGAAUACUUCGAUGCUAGGGCCAAAGGAUGAAGGAACCGAUGUGGAGAUCAUUUGCGAAGCCCGUGGAGGAAAACCAGUCCCUAUGGUUAGGUGGUAUAACCAAACAACCGAGUUGAAGUGGGCAACCUACAGCCAAACAAUGAAUAGUAAUGGUACAGGCACAGGAAGAUCACAUCUCAAACUGACUCUAUCGAAAGGGGAUUUAGGAACCAAAUUCGAAUGUCAAGUAGAGAGUAUGGCACUGAAACAACCUAUUAUAGCUUUUGUGAUAGCUGAAGUUUAUGAUAGAUGGAACCUACACAACGAAAAGCACCCUCGAGUUUGUAGCGAGCCGAUACGAGAAUGGGAAAACUUUUAAUUGUAACGGUGAAAAUCAAGUAACGAAGAAUAACAAUGAACCGCCUCUUCAUGAUAACGUCUUGGUGGAAAUACAAUAUCCUCCUGUAGUUAACGUCAGUCCUCUCAACAUAACUGUGAACGAAUCAGCCAGUCCAUUAUUAGGAUGUACUUAUGUGGCAAAUCCACAAAAACUACAAAAAGUUAUUUGGAGCAAGGAUGCCCAGAACCUCAGUUUAGCAGACCAAAGAUACGAAGGUGGAACUAUAAAAAAUCCACCUUUGAGAAUAAAAAAUGUUUCCCGAGAAGAUAUGGGAUACUACAAUUGUUGGCUUGAAAAUGCGGUGAAUAUGGUGAAGUCAGACAAUAGUAUAUUCUUAAUUGUUAUGUAUCCACCAGUUGUGACUGUUGUGAUGCAACCCUCUGUAGUGAAAGCAGUAGACAAAGAAACGGUUAGUCUUGACUGCAACGUUACCUCAGGAAAUCCAUCGAACUUACUGAAGGUGAGAUGGUACUUGGGAGGAGUAAUGAUGAAAGAACUUCCGGAAUGUAAUUACACCACUUUCGAGAACGGAACAAGAGAUAGUGGUGGGCCAUUUUGCGGCGUAGAUCCAAGCAUCUUGAAACUAGAAAGUGUACAGGAAAACUUCGCUGGCAAUUACACUUGUCAAGGAAUGAACGCGGCAGGUUGGGGUGCAGAGUCUGAACCACAAGAACUUAUAGUAUAUUACCCACCAUCACCUGCAAAAUUGAGAUUCUUUCCGACCAGAGUCAUCAAAAGUGCUUCGGUUAAUCUAGAGUGUUCCAUUGAUGACCCUGGUCGACCAGAAAAUACAACGUUUCUGUGGUAUCGAGGUUCGCAUCUCAUACCAGAAAUCACGUCCUCUAAUUGGACCAUAUCACCUGUAACGCUAGAGACUAGAAGCAAUUUCACGUGCAUUCCUCAAAAUGAAGGUGGCCAAGGCAAACCAGACACUGUUGAAAUAAAUGUAGACGCACCACCUUCAUUCAUACAGAAUCUGAUUCCCUAUCAGGGAAUCUUGUACAAUUCGAAGAACAUUUCGCUGACAUGUAGAGUGGAAUGUUGGCCGGUAUGUUCGAUAGUCUGGCUCAUCGGCGGCAAACCUCUGAAUGUGAAUACGUCGUCCUUGUACCACGUAAGGACGGACAUCUACCCAUCGGAUGUGAAAAAGAACGAUUUCGAGUCUGUGGAAUCCACACUGAUUUGGAACCUAACAGCUUGGCCUAAUCACCAACUCGACAAAUCCGCUGCAAACACCAACUACACCUGUAAAAGCUACGCCAAUGGAGUUGGCGCCGGAGUCGUGAGCACCUCUGAAGUUGCAGUGGACUAUGCUCCAGAAGACGUUGGCAUAUUCUACCAGGAUCAGUAUUUCUUGGCUCCCAACCACGUGAUCAAUGUUGUGGAAGGUCAGCUUCUCACUCCAGUUAGAUGUGUUGGAAAAGGUCACCCUACACUGAAUUUCCUGUGGCGGAAUGACACAUCGGAAUCUUCAAAAACGGACACUCUACAGAUCACCACAUUGUCCAGAUUCGACUCGGUUAGUUAUAUCUGCGAAGCCAGUAAUAAACAUGGUACGGCAGCCAUCAAGACUUAUUUCAAUGUGCAAUAUAUACCAGAAUGCUCGGUGACUUUAAUUCAGAAGGAGGGAAAGCCAACGUUACUUUGCACUGCGGUGGCUAAUCCUCAAGAAGUGUCUUUCACCUGGAGGGUGGAAGAAUACAAUGAGACCUACGUCGAGACUGAAAACAUCAUACAAGAUGGUCUUCACAGCUACCUUUUCCUGGAUCCAGCUGUGGAUACUGCCAGGACGUAUUUCUGCUAUGUAAACAACAGCGUUGGUAUCAGCAGUCCGUGUGAGAAGUCUGUAGCAGGUGCAAGGCCGUGGUGGAACAACAUGGAGGACGAAAACAAAAUCAUCGUCAUCAUCGCAUCGUCUGCAGUGCUUAUAUUGUGCGUGCUAGUGAUAUGCAUCAUAAUAAUAAUUCUCUGUCGCAGAAAAAGGGCCAACACAAAAUACAAUAGUCCUCUGGAAAUGGAAGAGAGGGAAAAACCAGAUGGUUACUCUCCUGAAGCCUCUAAUCAAAGGUGGCCUCUGAGACCCGGAAUACUAGUGCCUGGACACAAAUUACAGAACAUAAACAUCAUACAGUUAGAUAGAGAAAUAACACCAUUCAAAACCACGUCAGUUUCUCGCAAACUAAAUGAGUCAAAAUAUGCGAAAAAUAGACCUAAAGUCUACGCUCGGUUGGAACGUCUUAAGACGUUCUUGGGGUUUAAUGGGUACGACUACGUACCAUCAGGUCUGACCCAGAGAUCGAGUGGAGUGGUUACUUAUAAGAAAUCGACCAUGAGCCAAAACUCCGAGAUUCCAUCCACAAUGUUGUCCAGGAAGAGAAAAAAGCCUGGAGCAGUACCCAACCAGUCCUCUAUAGGAGAUAAGACGGGCUUAGGGGCUGCGCCACCGGUUGGAGGUAUAGCAGACCCUACCUACGAUCCUGACAAGGGUUUCUAUGAAAACCUACCCUUCCAUAGUAUGCAGAAUCCACCAAACAAGCCGAUAUCAGUUAUAGCACCUUUUAACCAGGAACAAACCCAAAUUGUUAAACCUACCCUUCCACGCAAUUCAGCAAAAUCUAAGCCGAACAUAUGUGUCAAACGUCAUCAGUCGUUCAGUGGCUUCCCCAGAAAUCUCCAACCUGCAUAUAGUUCAAACAAUUUCUUAAAUGUGUCAAAUAGUCAAUACUUCAACUAUAAGCAUCCAUCUAUCUUGAUGAACAAUCCCUCGGAAAGACAAUUCAGUUCCCAAAAUUUCUUGAACAAAUCUUCAGUUCAAAGAUUGUCCAAUACAAAAACCAAGUCACAAUGUGUGAAAAAUCCAAGCUUCUCUACCCUUUCGGUGCAAAAUUUUGACAUGAAUCGACUCAAUCUGAGCUUUCCAAUAACUGAUCCACAAAAAAAUCCAUUCGAUGUUCCUUCACAGAAUAAGAAAAGAAUCAAAAAUGUUUGUUCGAAUGAUAAAUUCAUCAUUUAUAAAUCAGAAUCAAACCUUCGAACAUCAAAACCAAAGCCAAUCGACAAACGUAACGAACAACUCCCAAAAACUAAAAAAUGUGAUGCAACGAAUAAAGAAUAUACCACUCAAAGUGACAGUGAAGUACAUAACGAAUCAAACGAUCCGUUGAAAAAACAUAAGUGCUAUUCUCCUACCUUCCAUUCUUUGCGAUGCAAAAAACACUCGAAGAAGAGAACAUUAGUUUAUGCAGUACCCAAGAGAAUUUUGAGUGAUGGUGAUUUACCAAAUUGCCAAGAUAGUGGCACUUCAGAUAAUGAAAGUGUCAAACAUUUUCAUAUUGUUCCUAUACCGGCACCAAGAUGUAAGAAACACCGAAAAAGGGAAAUAGUAUAUCAAAAUGUAGCGGAAGCACUAAAAAAUAGUUCUCUUCCGAAUCUUUCCGAUGAAACUGAUGAUAUCGAAUUGUCUUCAGGUAAAGAGGAUAUACCAACUACGGAAGUGGAAAUACAUUCUUCGCCCAAAACAAAAGAACGCCAGUUGAAAGGAAAAAGCACAGAUGAAGUUGAUUCCAUCGCAACUAAGACACAUAAAACUAUUAUUUCAUCACCUUUGUCUACUAAGACGAUUUCUUCUCCUAAAAAUUCUCUUAUGAAAUCAUCAGCAGACACUCGUCCAAAGUUGGUUGCUGUAAGCCCAAAAAAAUCAAUUGAUAUUCCUCUUUCUACUUCUGCUUUCAAACGUUCUCCAACUGUCAAAGUAUGUCCUAAUAUGAAAUCCAGAACUGAAAUCACAAAAGGUGCCCUUUCUAUUCAGAUUCAAGCUAAGAUAAAGGGAUCGCCAAGUCAGAAUUCUUCCCCUAACUCAAGUAUUCAAAGUGUAAAAUCUGACAAGGAAAAAGCCAAAGCUCUUGUGUUACCUACAACCAAAGAUGAACCAAAUAAUUCACCAAAUUCCAUACCAAAAAACUCGUCUACGUCUAGAGUUAAUACCAAAAAAGUAGCCAAAGUUAAAAAUUCCCCGGUUGAGAUGUCUCCUUCCCCAAAUACUAGUUCCCUAAAUACGACCUCAAGUAUAUCCGAUAUCGAAGUUCCCAAAAUGUCUAUUUUGGAUACUUCUGAAAAUAAAUGGAGUUCCAAGUUUAAUCAAAACAAUAAGCAGAACGCUUUUUACACACUAACAGCUCCUCAUCAGAAACCGCCCAGUAUUGAUCUGGCCGCUCACUAUUCAGCAACAAUCCCUCAUCCCAAGCAUACAAAGCUCAUACCAAGAGCUCUCUUCCAAGAAGAGCAAUUGACAAAGAGCAAAUCCUUCUCCAGCAAAUCCAAACAGAAGAAGCAUUUUCAAAUACCACUGCAGAAAUGUCAUAGUUUCAAAUUCCAAACGGCCGAAAGCUACUUUCAGCCGAUAAAAAACCUCCACGAGGAAAACUUGAUGAAGAAUGGUUAUGUUUCGGACUACGCCGACUGUAAUCGUGUGCCAAGAUCUAACAAUAAAAGGGACAAGCACAAACAGAAAACAAACGGCCCCCUGGUGGUCAUGCGUCAAAAUGACUACCAGGACAGCCUCAGUUUCCAAGAGAAUGUGCAAAAUUCGGUUCACCUGCAGUAUCCACAACUUGGAUUGAACUCUCUAAAGCCGCAGAGUGGACGACCGAACGGAAUUGUUUAUGCAGAUUUAGACAUGCCAAAACCGAGCAAGAAGGUUUCGAGUAGUAAUUCGUCGAAGCCGAAACAGCAAAAACACAAACCAAAGACUGAAUAUGCUACACUACAAUUUAACGAUAUCGGUCAGGAAAUCGAUGUCUAACUGAAUGUUAACUAAUUGUUUUUAUUGUAUUUUUAAGACCAACGGCCGUACGAGAACUAGCGAUACCUAUAUUUAUUGAGCCUUUUUAUCCAACCGACGGAGAUUUAGUGUACGCUGAUCUGGAUGACCAAUACGGCCCUAUCAACUAUAAAGCUGCCUC
Messenger RNA from Harmonia axyridis, 5885 nucleotides. RefSeq lists its product as uncharacterized. NCBI's taxonomy places the organism in Eukaryota, Metazoa, Arthropoda, Insecta, Coleoptera, Coccinellidae. The record is from RefSeq and is a predicted model, not a curated record.